AUGGGUAACCUGGGAGGACAGACACCAUUAAUGUUUGCCGCUCGGGGAGGACACCUGGAGGUGGUGACGUACCUUCUCAGUCACGGCAGUCAGUUAGAGACCACAGACGAGUGGGGAAGGACACCAUUAAUGUUUGCCGCUGAGAGAGGACACCUGGAGGUGGUGACGUACCUCAUCAGUCACGGCAGUCAGUUAGAGGCUACAGACCCGUAUGGAAGGACACCAUUAAUGUUUGCCGCUAUGGGAGGACACCUGGAGGUGGUGACGUUCCUUGUCAGUCACGGCAGUCAGUUAGAGGCCACAGACAGGGAUGGACAAACAGCUUUACAUUGGGCUGCUCAGUAUGGAGGGAUUGAUGUAACAAAAUGGUUACUAGAUCAAGGAUGCAGUCCUUGGGUGAAAACAAAAAAGGAAUAA
Mytilus trossulus (common blue mussel) is the source of this 417-nucleotide messenger RNA. RefSeq names its product protein fem-1 homolog C-like. The transcript has 6 exons. Gene Ontology annotation, molecular function: protein binding. NCBI's taxonomy places the organism in Eukaryota, Metazoa, Mollusca, Bivalvia, Mytilida, Mytilidae. The record is from RefSeq and is a predicted model, not a curated record. Bases 1 to 417 code for a protein of 138 amino acids.